AUGGGCAGACAGGAUGAUCCGUUGGGGUCAGCCGACACCAAGUCUGGCAACCAAGCAUUUCAAAAUACGUCGGGGUCAUGGCUGGUCAAAGAAAAGCAAAACCCGCAAAGUCCUCCACCGGAACAACCAAAACUGCGGCCGCUGGACAAGGACUUUCAUGGCACGGACAAACCAAAGCGAGCCACAGUGGUGGACGGGCUGCGGCAAGUGCGCGAACGGGUACCGAGUGCGGCAAAUGAUCUGAUCCAACGGAUCAUGGUCGUUGCCCACUGUGGCAGCGCCGGGCAUCGUGGACAUGCAGCGUUGCGGCUACAAUAUUCGGUGAUUCAUGCGCUGCGGGAGGUCCACACGUCAAGAGUCAAGCUCUACGCCGAAGAAAGAUUUGAAUUCACCGAACAGAUCCUCGAACACUUUUCCAAGCAAGGGAUCAUGCUGAAGGUCAAGUCGAUCGCGGGACACAAGUUUGUCCCGGAUGUGAAAGACUUCAUGCUGGAGGUGCUUUGGGAUGGUUUUGAGGAUAUCGAGUCCUCAUGGGAACCGCUGCAGAAGCUCAUGCAUGAAUGCCCAGCCGUAGUGAAGAACUACGUUGACGGCGUGAAGAAAGCGAACGAAGGCGAUGAAGCAAACGACCCCGAAGAACUAGAAAGUGUCCUUCGGGACAUGGCUUGGGGUGUGUGUUGUGGUGGGCAACUUCAUCCAAGUCCCACCAUGACACAGGUGGUCCUCAAUCAAGUACUAUGA
This is a messenger RNA of Aphanomyces astaci, 741 nucleotides long. RefSeq lists its product as hypothetical. The record is from RefSeq and is a predicted model, not a curated record. The coding region runs from base 1 to 741 and encodes 246 amino acids. Lineage: Eukaryota; Oomycota; Saprolegniomycetes; Saprolegniales; Verrucalvaceae. The transcript is spliced from 2 exons.